This is a messenger RNA of Centropristis striata (black sea bass), 1527 nucleotides long. RefSeq names its product MOB kinase activator 2. Gene Ontology annotation, biological process: signal transduction; positive regulation of protein phosphorylation. Gene Ontology annotation, molecular function: protein kinase activator activity. The record is from RefSeq and is a predicted model, not a curated record. Gene Ontology annotation, cellular component: cytoplasm; nucleus. Bases 263 to 946 code for a protein of 227 amino acids. NCBI's taxonomy places the organism in Eukaryota, Metazoa, Chordata, Actinopteri, Perciformes, Serranidae. The transcript is spliced from 5 exons.
AUACUCACUGACACUGGAUCACUGGAGCGAAAGCAGAGGCACAGGAGACAAACCUCAACUCCUUCACUACUUUUUUGUGUGUUUGGAAAACUUUGUGUUGUGUUUGUCAGCUGUAUGGAUUCAUUUGUGAGCUGAGAGAUGUUUGUGCUGGAUCAGCUGUUCCCAUAUGCUGCCUGUGGUGUGUAGAAGUGUGUGGGUUAGUAUGUUUGGGAUGGAAAAGUGGGGCUGGCACGACCAACAGCUCUGCUCUUAGCUUUACGCCAUGGGGGGUUGCCAUAGUUACCCCUCGGCUACGAAGGCAGACAGCAAGACUCUUCAGCCUUCUGACAUCAGCAGUGAAAAACUGGGGAUUAAUAACAAUAAUCUGGAGGAGCGUCCGUAUCUGCAGCAGCAGUAUGUGUGCCAGCAGAUCUCACACACAGACGUGUGUGCCCUAACGGCGCUGCCUCCUGGCGUCGACAAGGCAGAGUGGCUUGCCAGUAACACGGUGGCAUUUUUCAAGCAUAUAAACCUGUUCUCUAGUGCGCUUUCUGAGUUCUGCACUCCCAGUACCUGCCCAACUGCCUGUGGACCAGGCAACACGGUUUAUGUGUGGACAGAUGACCACGGCAGGAAGCUGAAGUGCUCGGCCCCACUUUACUUUGACUAUGCCAUGUCAUACAUUCAGGAGCUACUGACUGAUGAAGAUGUGUUCCCCACCAAAGCAGGUUCAGUGUUUCCGACAGGCUUCAUCUUUCUGGUCCAGAAAGUGUUCUUGCUGUUUUUUAGGGCUCUAGCUCACAUUUACUGGUCACAUUACAGAGAGACACUGGCGCUAGGCCUGCACCCACACCUCAACACACUCUUCACACACCUCACACUCUUCUGUCGACAGCACGCCCUGUUGGAGCCGGAGGACACUGAGCCACUGCAGGACCUCAUCACAGCUCUGGGACAGCAAGACUGAACCUGAAGACCAAACACACACACAUUGUAAACUCACAUUUUCAUCACACUUAUAUACUUUUUAUUUGUUACCACCACUUAGGCCAAACUUACACUUACUUCGAAGUAUGUUUUAUGUUGUAAAAUAGAAAAAAAUACUGUUAAGGAACAGUAUUUGGGAGAAAGAAUGAGUCUAUUGUGCUUUAAAAAGCAGCACAUCAGACCAGGAAAGGAGUAUCUUGCUCCUAAUGUAUAUAGCUGACAUCAGUUAUUGUGAUACUGUGUGAAACUGUAAUAUUGCAUGUUAGUGUAUUUUAACAUAAUGAUGCAUUAUUGUAUUUUGUUAAGGUCAAGAUCUUCAAGGUCACUCACAUCUUCCUCAUGAACACAGUAAUAAGAACACAGAGUUAUCCAGUUCUCAGUCACUAUACACAAAAUCAUUAUAUUUUGAACAUUUGCAAAACCCAUAAGGGGCGAUGUGUUGUUACAAAUGUGAUUUAAAUGUCAUGACUGCAUGUGUAUAGAGCAACACAACCUUUUUACACACUCGCACCUGCAUUAUGUAUGAAUCUGUACUCUGUAAUAAACAUUUAUGACAGACCA